Purpureocillium takamizusanense is the source of this 1591-nucleotide messenger RNA. RefSeq lists its product as uncharacterized. Gene Ontology annotation, molecular function: hydrolase activity, acting on carbon-nitrogen (but not peptide) bonds. The transcript has a single exon. The record is from RefSeq and is a predicted model, not a curated record. Lineage: Eukaryota; Fungi; Ascomycota; Sordariomycetes; Hypocreales; Ophiocordycipitaceae. Bases 98 to 1591 code for a protein of 497 amino acids.
CGGGCCGCCGUCGGUUCCUAAGUGUUUCCUCUCCUUUUCAAUUAUCUUCAAGUACAAACGUUAGUUCUCGGGUCUACUGGUCGUUCAACAUCGAAAAAUGACAAAGCAUGUUAUGCCUGCGACCUCUGUCGCGCAGCCAGUGCCGUCUGACAACUCCGAUGCUGCUGGAAGGGAUUCGCGCCAACAACGCCAGCAGCUUGCAGCACUGAGAUGUCUGGGAAUCCCGACUAGCAGUAUCUCUCGUCGCAACGACGCUCUAGAUGCAGAGGAUGUGGCGAUGAAGAAGCGCCCUCGCACUACCAUCAUCACGUCCAACCUCCUCAUUGCCGGUGACGGAGAGCCGCUUCCCAACGGCGCGGUUGUUAUUGAGGACAAAAUCAUCGUCUGGGUCGGUGAUGAGGCUGAGAUACCACAAAAGUACAUGCAGGGUCCGCAAAAAUCACAUCAUGUCCCGUACAUGAUGCCCGGAUUGUGGGAUGUACACGUUCACUUCUUGGAUGGCCCAACGGACCCGGACGAGGCCCCGGCAGCCAUUGCUCUGGAAUCCCUUUGCGAGCACCCGGCCGGCACGGGUGCGAGACUCACCAAGCAAUGCUGGGACGCUAUUCAACUCGGGUACACCUCCCUUCGAGAUUGUGGCGGGUUUGGCUGUGAAGUCGCCAAGGUGAUCAACGACGGGGGCAUCGUCGGCCCGAACGUCUAUAGCGCGGGCAGUUAUCUAAGUCAGACGGCCGGCCACGGCGACAUCUUUGCGCUACCUCCCGGCGACGCAAUGCUCAAUCUCGGGAUUCAUCAUGUUACGGCUGGCUAUUGGGGCUCCGGGUUCUGUCUAUUGGUGGACGGCGUAGACGAGUGUCGGCGCGCGGUACGCCUCCAGAUCAGGAGAGGAGCUAGGUGCAUCAAGGUGUUCGCCUCCGGCGGGGUCAUGUCCCGCGACGAUAGCCCUCUGGACCAGCAAUUUUCGCACGACGAGCUCCGCGUUAUCGUCGAAGAGGCGAAUCGCAUGGGGCGCGGCGUGGCGGCCCACGUACACGGCAAGCCAGGCAUCAUCGCCGCGGCCGAAGCCGGCGUCACGACCGUAGAGCACGCAACAUUUGCUGACCGAGAAUGCAUCGCUCUCUUAAAGGAGAAGGGGAUCAUGUACGUCGCCACGCGAGCCGUCGUCGCGCGCCUCGUCGAAGGCGGGGGGGAAGGCCUGCCGAGCAAGGUAUGGGAAAAAGUGCAGCUCGUCAACACGAACCAUCUCGCAGCGUAUAAGCUGGCUAUCGAGAGCGGGCUGACCAUCGCGCUGGGCACGGACGGGCGACCGGGCGACGACAAGGCCAAGGAGCUGCAGCACGCGGUCGAGGCGGGGAUGAGCAACCUGGAGGCUAUUAGGGCGGCGACGGUUAACGGCCCGCUGACGCUUGGGAAUCAGGCGCCCAGGUCUGGUCGGCUCGCGGUGGGCUAUGAGGCGGAUAUCUUGGGGCUGCUGGAGAAUCCUGCGGAGGAUGUGGGGGUGUUGCAGAGAAGGGAGGUUAUUCGCUGGGUGUGGAAGGGUGGGAGAUUGUACAAGGGACCGGGGGUUGGGCCAUGGGGCGAGGAAUCGUGA